Molecule: messenger RNA, 1380 nt
Organism: Colletotrichum truncatum
Lineage: Eukaryota; Fungi; Ascomycota; Sordariomycetes; Glomerellales; Glomerellaceae
Source: RefSeq, a predicted model, not a curated record
AUGGACUCCGAUGGAGAUAUGGAGUCGCUCUUCGGCUCUUCGGUACCUUCACCAGAAUCGCCUCCCACCGCGGUUCCCGAAAGCACCAACCUGCCUGGUAAUCUCCGUCUUCCCACAUACUCUGCGCAGAGUUCCGUAGCCGUUGUUUCUAACAGUCAAGCUUCAUCGUUUACGGAGCAACCGACUACGGUCUCGCCUCAAGAUGUUCUGUUGAACCCAGGAACAGCCGCGACGGCAAGCUCGUCUACGAUAUUUUCUCUGCCCACCGUGCAGAACCACGCCUCUCCCAGUGCUACAUCCAACCAGCCGUCUUCUGCCGCUGGGUCCGGAGCAUCGGCCACCUCCAGUCGCUCCCGCACAACUGUUCCUGCGCCUGAGGGUUACAAGAAGUGCACCAAAUGCAAGCUCAACUACCCGGUCGCCACAUAUGAGCAUAUGCGCGCCCUGGGUCAAAUCGAUCACUAUGUCCAGUGCACCGUCUGCCGCGAGAAGAGAAGAAAGUCAACUGCUGCAACCAAGGCCAGAAAGGCAGAGGCUGAGGCCCGAGAGCAAGCGCACCGCCUCGAACAGCAGCAGCAGCAGCUUCAGCAGCAAUAUCAUCAGCCACCUCAGUUGAAGGUAGAGGCUCCCGACAAUGCUCCACUGGCCUUCAUGGGUGUCCAUGACGGCGGUGGCAACGUCAUGCUAAGCAUAGAGCACGGCUCCCAGGAUGAAGAAAUGGUGGAGGAAGCGGAUCAUAAGGGUCUCGCUUUUUCUGCCAUGCCUGUUGCUGCUUUGAACACUCCCGGUUCUAUCAUGGGCAGCGAGCGCGCUUCCUCGAUUCUCACGGGUAGCUCUAUGAACGUUCGGAACGAUGGAUUCCUUGAUAUGGAUGUGGAAUACGACAUGAAGUACCAUGAGAAUCACAAUUCAGCCCCGAAACAGUCGCGUGGCGCUUCCCUGUCCAUCGAGUCUCAGGCCCACAAUGUCGCGAACGAUCUCGCGUCAGCCAACUACCAGGCACUCGAACAAUCGUUGAUGCCUGCCCCAAUCAUGGCCCCAAUUUUGGCCGAAGUGAUCGCUGAUACGGCAAGCCAGCACACGAGCACCAACCUCCAGCUCACCACUACCGUCGCUAUAAAGAGACCCCUGUCGGGGGAUUUGAUCAAGGCGCGCGUGGAAUUUGAGCGCCGCAGGUUUGACGAAGCGCGCCAUAAGUGUCUCUGGAUGAGAUUUCAAGACGAAGCGACCGUCACUCGGGCUUGGAAGAAGCGAGAGGCGGCAGUCAUUCUCGACCUUGUUGUCGUACCUCGUCCUGAGCCGCAGCCCUUUCUGGGGCAGACGUACGCUCAAGGCUCUCACCGUAACAUCCACGGAGCCUAUCAGUCUCCCAUGCCUUGA